AUGGAGACCCUCCCAACCGCCGCCCAUAAAGACGGCGCAAUCGCAUACAAGGAAAUCUCGAAACGGGGCCAUCCCAUCAACCUCAAAGUCGGCCAGAAGGAUCGCUUCCUCUCCAAGCGCACCGGCGAAACUUUCUCGAGCUAUCUUGAGCAGCUCUUGACCUUUCUCUUCAACCUCCAGUCACACCACCGCGGGUAUCGUUUUACCAAGAAUGCCCUGCUCACCGUGCGCUCACGCUUCACCCAAGAGUCUCUCGAGCGCAAAAAGAUCUGGCGGCUAUGGCUCAAGCCUGCUGCCCUCGCCAAGCUCAUCAUUCUCAUCAACAUCUGCUCGCCCAACCUGAGCAUCGGCGGUCCCCUCCGCCCCACCUACAACGAGUUUGUCGAGAUGCUCCUCGAUCUCGACGAGAUGGGCCUCGAGGCCGCCGAGCGCACCAGCUUUAUCGAACAGGGCGACCUGGCCAACGACUCGCAUUUCAUGCAGGACGCCCACAGGAUCGAGUCGCCCGAAGCCGAAGACUCGAGCUCGGCCGACGAAUCCAGCAGCAGCAGCAAGCAGCCCUGCUACCGCCGCAUCUCGGUGCACUCGCUCCUCAUCGACUCGACCGAGACCAGCCCGGCAACAUCCCCAAAGGCUUCGAGCGUCUUUCUGCACGACAACACCCUCUCCGAGGAGGCCGCGUCCUCGGCCAUCCGGCUGUUUUUCGAGGUGCGUGUACAGAUCCGCCUCAUUGAGCGCCUGGGUCAGGGUGGCGAAUCACGAGGGAGGGACGGACGGAGGCGGGAUUCAGCCACCGCUGGACACACUCUGGACAGCACUCUGGACAGCCGGGAUGCCACACCUGCCUGUGGCCCCCAUAUGACCGUCGCGUGCAGGUCGCCUAUAAGACCGAUCCGGCUGUCGGCUGUCCCCAGGCGGCACGGCGGUCCGGGCUCCCCGCCUGCCACGGCAUCAGCGACACAUGGCUCCCGGCGACCCGCAUGGACAGGCGUCCUCGUGGGUGGCUCCUCCCAGAGCUUUGAUCUCUGGGCCAUGGGCUUCUGUGGCUUGUUGCGCUUGUGCCCGAACCUGUUUGUCCUGACAAACGCUCUUCUCGCUAUCGUCCUUGCGCACGUCCCCCAUGCCGUCUUCCAGAAGUACUCCGAAACCAACCUGCCAUGCGGUCUGGUGAACCGCAGCACGGUGACCCGCCACUGGCGACAAACGCCGCUGCAUCUGCGGUGCAUCAUCCUUGCCCUCGGACUGGCCGAGUUUGUCGAUCGAAGCGAGCACCACAACGUCAUUCAGUAUUACAUCCGGGCUCGCGAGCUGGUCCUCGAGACCUUUGACCAACCCACCAUCGAGACCGUCCAGACCCUGGUCCUGCUCGGAUGCUUUUCGAAUCACAUGGGUCAUGUCAGCGUUGCCAGCCGGUUCUUCUUGACAUGCCUCCGUGUUGCCGAGCUGCUGGGCCUCGACCAGCUCGCAGAGUGUGUCGUGCCCUAUGACCACCCUCACUGGAUCGCCGAAGAAACCAAGCGGAGGGCGUGGUUCAACUGCGUGUACUUUGCGCUGUCCAAUGGCAUCCCCAUCACCCUUGGCGACCACAUUACCCUGGAUCUUAUUCCUCCCAGACUGUUCCCCUGCGCCGAGUAUCUGUGGCAAGGCAGCCGGCACGGCAGCCACGGCCCUUCGUCUGAGAAAAGCCCCAUCUCGCCGACUGAGCUCCUGCAGGACGCCCUCUUCUUCAUCAAGAUCGGCCAGGAAAGUGGCCCAUACGGCUGCCUUUAUCAGUCGGGUCUGCACCCCGAUACCGAGUCGGUGUCGUCCAACUCAUCGCCGGCCUCUUCGCCAACGGCCUGCUCCCUGCGCUUCCAUCCCGCCAGCAGCCACCACCAGGCUGUCCUUGAUCAAUACAAGCGGUGGAAGGCCGAGAAGAUCGUCGCCCUGCGACGGUGGUGGGAUGCCUGUCCCGACUGGAAGAAGCACAAUGCGCCUGCGUCCAUCCGCCCGAUGCUCUCGCCAAAGGCCGAGAUUGACAUCUUGACGGUGAACAUCAUGCUCGAGUCGACCAUGUCGGCUAUCCACUUUACCGACAUGAUGGAAGAAAUCUGGCGAGACGCCCCCGGCGAAUCGAUGCAGGUCUGCUGGAAGUCGAUCCAGACGGUCUACCACCUAAUGAUGCGCAUCAAGGAAAUCGACCCGAGCUUCUCGAGCUGGAACAAGGCGCUGCUGAACCCGUUCCUGUUCGGAUCCUUCUUCACCAUGCUCGCCGUCCUGCGGGCCAACCCGAGCCUGAUCACGGCCGAAGUCCUGUACCUCUAUGACGUCUUGCCCAAGAGCUCGCCCAUUUGGGGAGACCACCCCGAUCUACCUGCUGCCGCCACCACCGACUUGGUGUCGAGCCUCCACACCCAGUUUAGCGAUAUCAUCUACAACCGGCUGACUCGACUCACACCCGACAUGGACCCAGACCUCGUCAACGAACUGACGCAUCGGUACCGAUCGCAGAUGGGGGCCCUUGCUAGCCUGGCCCUUGGUCCUUGGGUUCCGCGAGAGUGGCUAUGA
Molecule: messenger RNA, 2547 nt
Organism: Polychytrium aggregatum
Lineage: Eukaryota; Fungi; Chytridiomycota; Chytridiomycetes; Polychytriales
Exons: 6
Coding region: 1-2547 (848 amino acids)
Biological process (GO): DNA-templated transcription
Molecular function (GO): zinc ion binding; DNA binding
Source: RefSeq, a predicted model, not a curated record